Molecule: messenger RNA, 1465 nt
Organism: Ctenopharyngodon idella (grass carp)
Lineage: Eukaryota; Metazoa; Chordata; Actinopteri; Cypriniformes; Xenocyprididae
Product: NPC intracellular cholesterol transporter 2-like
Exons: 5
Coding region: 158-607 (149 amino acids)
Biological process (GO): cholesterol efflux; intracellular cholesterol transport
Molecular function (GO): cholesterol binding
Source: RefSeq, a predicted model, not a curated record
GUCACUGCUAUUGGUUAAGAGUUCGCCGAAAAGGCGUGUGCGUUAAAAAGACGCCCACACAGACAGUAUUUGAUUGGUGGAGACAGUCAUACUUACUGAUCUCGUGACAAGGAAAUCGGGUGUGAGCUGGUCUGAAGGAACUGGAUUCGUCUGAACCAUGGAUUACCGUAUGCUCUGCGUUGUUUUACUUUCUUUCCUCGCCUACACUAAUUCUGAGCAGGUGAAAUUUGUGGACUGUGGUUCAGUAGACGGAAAUGUUGUUGAGGUUGACAUCCAGCCCUGCACACAACAGCCAUGCCAGCUUCACAAGGGACAGUCCUAUACAGUCAAUGUAACAUUCAGCAGCAGUGUUGCAAGUCAGACCAGUAAAGCUGUGGUUCAUGGAGUGAUCGCUGGUGUCCCCGUGCCCUUCCCCAUCCCUGUUGAUGAUGGUUGCAAGUGUGGAAUUCAGUGUCCUAUUGUUCCACAAAAAAUGUACAGCUACGUCAACCAGCUGCCCGUCAAGAGCGAGUAUCCAACUCUAAAACUGGUUGUGGAAUGGGAAUUAAAAGAUGACUCCAGCAAAGAUUUAUUUUGCAUCAAGUUCCCAGUUCAGAUUGUGAGCUGAAGGCCAACACUGAAGCCAGGAUAAAAAAAAAAACGCUUACAAAGGGAAGCAUCUGGAUGUGUGCCUAACCACUUUUCUAUGGCCUUUUUAGAUCUAAUAUUAGUAGACACAGAUUUUAUGAUUUAAACUACUACUUUUGUUUCUAACCCUGACAGAUUUGUUAUUUUAACAUGUAUCUUUAACUAUGCACACAGUGCCACUCUACAAACAUUGCCUAAUCUUAGUUUGUUGCUAAAAUUGUGUCAAUGAUUCACCAGAAUGAGAUACUGGCAAACAGUGGUCAGUGCCGGUGAUUAAAUCAAGUGUGGCUAGACAGUGUUCUAAUGUUUCUAAUCAUACCAUCUUUGAGCAAAUAGUUGUGUAUUUUUACUUGUAUUUUUAAAUCUGCAUAUUUAAUAAAGACUUGAAUCUUAAAAUGAGCUUAUUUUAUUAAAACAUUGGCGAAUGUGGGCGCUUUUGACACGCAACUAUGUAUGUUACUGAAGUAAACUAUUUUUGUUAAUGGUAAACUGAUUUUUGUUUGAGUAUUUUUAUGCAGAAUGUUAAAGUAGGGCAAAAUUAAAAUAUUCCCCCAGUGUUCUCACACCUUUUGAUCAACGAUUAAGAUGAGGGAACCCUGUAUAUAUUCAUUAUAUACACUUCUAUGACAAUUUUUUAAUAGUAAAAUUUCCAUGAUAGUGGGGACACUGUCUGUUUAUGCUCAACUGGUUAGCUAAGAGUGCACUCCAGUUUAAGUAAACCAGUUAAACCUAAUACUAUGUGUAAAAGGCUCAAUGUAAAGCUAAAAAAAGUGCAUUCUCUACAGCUAAAGAUAUCUUUAUUUGAAGUGUUGUCUAUUAAAGUGAUCUCUUCACUGUU